CGUCUGUUUCUCUCUCUUAAGAUUUUCCGGCAAAAACAAGGAAAAAUAUGGGAGGCAGUUCGCCCUGUGCGUCGUGCAAACUCCUCCGGCGACGGUGCGCAAAAGAGUGCAUUUUUGCCCCAUAUUUCCCCUCCGAUGACCCCCACAAAUUUGCUAUUGUUCAUAAGGUUUUUGGUGCCAGCAAUGUCAGCAAAAUGUUGCAGGAACUGCCGGUGCAACAAAGAGGCGACGCCGUGAUGAGCCUAGUUUAUGAGGCAACUGCAAGAGUGAGGGACCCAGUUUAUGGUUGUGUAGGGGCAAUUUCGUACUUACAAAACCAAGUUUCUCAGCUUCAAAUGCAAUUAGCUGUUGCUCAAUCUGAGAUACUUUGCUUUCAAAUGCAACAAGACCACCUUGUUUUCCCAAAUUGCCCUCAGAUCUACUCCGACGAGAAACCGCCGUCUCUUCUACUCCCGCCGCCGUCUCCUCCGCGGUCUCAGUGCUUCAACUUUGCUUCCUCUUCCAAUGUAAUCUAUGACACCAUUUUUGGACAUGACAUUGUUUCUUAA
Molecule: messenger RNA, 548 nt
Organism: Cucurbita maxima (winter squash)
Lineage: Eukaryota; Viridiplantae; Streptophyta; Magnoliopsida; Cucurbitales; Cucurbitaceae
Product: LOB domain-containing protein 12-like
Exons: 1
Coding region: 48-548 (166 amino acids)
Source: RefSeq, a predicted model, not a curated record